AUGGCCGGUGAAAAGUCCCAAAACCAAUUCGUUGUUGACUUCCUUAUGGGUGGUGUUUCCGCUGCCGUCUCCAAGACUGCUGCUGCCCCUAUUGAACGUAUCAAGCUCUUGAUCCAAAACCAAGAUGAGAUGAUCAAGCAAGGUCGUCUUGCUACUCCCUACAAGGGCAUUGGCGAUUGCUUUGCUCGUACCAUGAAGGAUGAAGGUGUUGUCUCUUUCUGGCGCGGUAACACUGCCAACAUUAUCCGUUACUUCCCUACCCAAGCCUUGAACUUUGCUUUCAAGGACAAGUUCAAGCGUAUGUUCAACAAGGAUAAGAAGAAGGAUGGUUAUUGGGCCUGGUUCGCCGGUAACUUGGCUUCUGGUGGUGCUGCUGGUGCCUCUUCUCUUUUCUUCGUCUACUCCCUUGAUUAUGCUCGUACUCGUCUUGCUAACGAUGCUAAGGCUGCCAAGGGUGGUGGAGACCGCCAAUUCAAUGGUCUUGUUGAUGUCUACCGCAAGACCUUGAAGUCUGAUGGUAUUGCUGGUUUGUACCGUGGUUUCACCAUCUCUUGUGUUGGUAUCAUUGUCUACCGUGGUCUUUACUUUGGUAUGUACGACUCCCUCAAGCCCGCUCUUCCUGAGAACCUCCAAAAGAACUUCUUGGCCUCUUUCUUGCUUGGCUGGGCUGUUACCACUGGUGCUGGUCUUGCUUCUUACCCCAUUGAUACCGUCCGCAGACGUAUGAUGAUGACUUCUGGUGCUGCUGUCAAGUAUGACUCUUCUCUUCACGCCUUCAAGGAAAUCGUUGCCAACGAGGGUGCCAAGUCUCUCUUCAAGGGUGCUGGUGCUAACAUCCUCCGUGCCAUUGCUGGUGCUGGUGUCUUGUCUGGUUAUGAUGCCCUUCAAGAAAUCCUCUUUGGCAAGAAGUUCUAA
Lichtheimia ornata is the source of this 915-nucleotide messenger RNA. Its product is annotated as ADP,ATP carrier protein, mitochondrial. Gene Ontology annotation, cellular component: mitochondrial inner membrane. Gene Ontology annotation, molecular function: ATP:ADP antiporter activity. The record is from RefSeq and is a predicted model, not a curated record. The transcript has 3 exons. The coding region runs from base 1 to 915 and encodes 304 amino acids. NCBI's taxonomy places the organism in Eukaryota, Fungi, Mucoromycota, Mucoromycetes, Mucorales, Lichtheimiaceae. Gene Ontology annotation, biological process: mitochondrial ATP transmembrane transport; mitochondrial ADP transmembrane transport.